Molecule: messenger RNA, 1962 nt
Organism: Clonostachys rhizophaga
Lineage: Eukaryota; Fungi; Ascomycota; Sordariomycetes; Hypocreales; Bionectriaceae
Source: the annotation of a GenBank genome assembly
AUGCCUCAAUCCGACAUAUUGCGCGAGAGGCGUCCUUCCAGUUCCAAAGCCAACCGGCUAGCUCAAUUCUUCUCCAGCUCCAAGAACCAAGAGCACACCCAGCAGAGCCUCCUUGCCAUGCAGCAGCACCAGAAACCCCAGCUGGCUAACGCCACUGGCACAAUGCAAUCCCCUGGAAUGCUGCCUACCAUUUCUCUGUCCUCAGCCGACACCAGCGUCGUUGAGAACUCGUCAACCACGAUGCUCUUUGAGCCCCAGACUGCCGAGGAGGUUGAGCGUCAACGACGGGCAGAAGCCCAAUUUGGCCCCCUCAACCACCCAAGCCAUCGGUAUACCAGCGCGUCUCAUGGGCAGCCGCUGGAAGAUCCCAUUGAAGACGAGCCUCCUUACUACUACAUUCUGACGACCUAUGUCAGCUACCUGUUCCUCAUUCUUCUGGGCCACAUCAGAGACUUUUUCGGCAAGCGAUUCGGCGACAAGAAGCACUACGACUCGCUCAAGGUGCAGAACGGUUAUGCACCUCUCAAUGACGACUUUGACAAUUUCUACACCCGCCGACUCAAGAUGAGGCUGGACGAUUGCUUUGCCCGCCCAACCACUGGUGUUCCCGGCCGAUACAUUACUCUCCUGGACCGCAAGUCCGACGACUUCAACCGCACCUACCAGUAUACCGGUACCACCACUGAGACACUUAACAUGAGCUCGUACAAUUAUCUCGGUUUUGCUCAGUCUGAAGGCCCGUGUGCCGAUGCCGUCGAAGAGUGUGUCAAGCGAUAUGGUCUCACCUCCGCUAGCCCCCGAAUGGAUUCCGGUACCACCGACCUCGCUCUGGAAGUUGAGCGCGAGAUUGCCGCUUUCGUGGGCAAGCCCGCUUCCAUGGUUUUCCCUAUGGGAUAUGUCACCAACUCGAGUACCUUCCAGGCUCUGGUCGGAAAGGGAUGCCUGAUUAUCUCUGAUGAACUCAACCAUGCCUCUAUCCGCAUUGGCGCGCGUCUCUCUGGAGCUGUCAUCAAGUCUUUCAAGCACAACCACGUUGCCGAUCUUGAGCGUGUCCUCCGUGAGGCCAUCUCUCAGGGUCAGCCCCGAACCCACCGCCCCUGGAAGAAGAUUCUCGUUGUCGUCGAAGGUCUCUACUCCAUGGAAGGUACCAUGUGUGAUCUCCCUGGUAUUCUGUCUCUGAAGGACAAGUACAAAUUCUACCUCUACAUUGACGAGGCCCACUCUGUCGGAGCUCUUGGCCCUCGCGGCCGUGGUGUCUGUGACUACUUUGGCGUUGAUCCUUCUAAUAUUGAUAUUCUGAUGGGCACUUUGACAAAGUCUUUUGGCGCCAACGGUGGAUACAUUGCCGCGAACAAGGACAUCAUCGACAAACUUAAGUCCUCGAACGUGGGCAUGCAAUUGGGAGAGUCUCCUACCCCCUGCGUGUUGAUGCAAAUUCUUGCUUCUCUCAAGAUGAUCACUGGCGAGCUGUGCCCGGGCCAAGGCGAAGAGCGUCUCGAGCGUAUUGCUUUCAACUCCCGCUACCUCCGGUUGGGACUCAAGCGUCUCGGUUAUAUCGUCUCUGGACAUGAUGACUCUCCAAUCGUCCCCGUCAUGCUCUACCACCCUGCCAAGAUCCCUGCAUUCUCCCACGAGAUGCUUCGACGCAAGAUCUCGGUGGUUGUCGUCGGGUACCCUGCUACUCCUCUGAUUACCUCUCGUGCUCGCUUCUGUGUUUCUUCGGCUCACAACAAGGAAGAUCUUGACCGCCUGUUGGUCGCUUGCGACGAGAUCGCAGACCGUAUGCAGUUGAGGUACUCCUCUGGUAUCGCCGGUGGUCUCGAGCCUCUUCCUGAUAGCGUUUCCCCUGAGGAGGAGAAGCAAUGGCGCGCAGAGACCGGCGCACCCAUCAACCCUCCCAGAUGGGCUGUCGAGGACGUUAUUCGUUAUGGCGCGACCGACGCCAAGCUUCCUUUGCGGUAA